CGUCACCUCAUGGGACAUAAACGAACUACUGAAAUGGCGGGAGAUUUUGAACUUGCAACUUAUCAAAAAAGGUUUGGGAUUGGGAAGUGGUUUUUGAUCCGUAUGACCUAAAUUCUGACGUAGAUGCUUCCCAUGAUAGAAUAUUGCGGCCUAAAGUUGAUCCCAGGCACAUGAUUGACGAUGUUAUUGAUCCCGCGCCUGUGCAGUCCUUCCUGCCCCGAGUCACGCCGGUGCCCGAACGCGCAGUGGCGCAAAGCAUGCUGGGCCAUGUGCAUUAUCCCGCUUUGCAGACUUUGCGUUGUGAUCACGUGAUGUGAACUUCUACAGUUAUUUUUUCAGGCAUGAUGGCGCCAAACGAUGGUAUCCUAUUUAAUGUCGAUAAUUUAUUGUGUUUGUGGAUUAAAGUGGUCGAUACCCUAGAUGAUAGCCAUUUUGAAAGUAACUAAAAGUGCUCAGUGCGAAAUAGAGCUUGAUGUGAUUCACUCCUGUUCUAUAAACCUGUAUGUACAGCUCCAGCUAUGUAGCUCUGAAGCCUUAAGAGGCCAAUCUACAUCAAAUCCAUUCAACAGGGAAGAUGUCGCAACGAGUUAAGCGAUCCCUGAAGUCAGAUGAUGGCCCAGUUCCUACGAAACGCCGCAAAGGGCGGCCCACCGUGGACGAUGAUGAUUCAGCCUCCAUAGCUGACAGCAUGGGGGCUUGGGCAUCUCGCUCCCAAGACAGCAUCAAGCCCCCUAACAUUUAUAACCGUACUGUUGCCGAAGCUCCGGCUGAGGUAGGCGAGCUUUUCCGCAAGGAUUUAAUUAGUGCCAUGAAACUGGCUGAUUCUGAGCCACUUACUGCAGAUGAGUACUGGGUGAUAGGAGAUCAAUGGAAGCAAGAGUGGGAGCGCGGUGUUCAAGUUCCCGUGAACCCUGACUCGCUUCCAGGUCCCUCCGUCACUCAAGUGAGCCACUGCUCAUAUGCAGCUAAGCCAGGACAUGAAUUCAAGCUACCUAAAUCUAAAUAUGUUGCUAUAUGCAAAGAUGACUCAUUUGACCCAGAAACUCACAUACUUUCUGAUACUCCAGCUAAAGCAGAAAAGGCCUGUUCAUAUGAUUUAGAUGAUACAGACGCUGCUUGGCUUCAAAUUUUGAAUGGCGAAAGAGCUGCCAUGGGCCUAGUGCCCAUCAAAGAAGAUCAGGUGGAGCGAGUAAUGGAAGAACUGGAAAUGCGAUGUUGGGACAAAAUACAAACUAUCGUUAAAACUGAAGAAAGUCUUGGUAUAGAGUUUGACGAAAAUGUUAUCUGUGAUGUUUGCCGUUCGCCUGACUCCGAAGAAAGUAAUGAGAUGGUGUUUUGCGAUAGUUGCAACAUAUGUGUUCAUCAAGCUUGUUAUGGUAUUACAACAAUUCCCUCUGGGCAAUGGCUGUGUCGCACUUGUGCUCUCGGUAAGAGGCCUGAAUGUGUCCUCUGUCCCAACAAAAUGGGUGCUAUGAAAAGUACACAGUCAGGCAGCAAAUGGGCCCAUGUAUCCUGUUCUUUGUGGAUACCGGAAGUUAGUAUAGGGUCUGUUGAGAAAAUGGAACCUAUUACCAAAAUAUCCAGUAUACCACAAAGUAGAUGGGCCCUGAUAUGUGUUCUUUGCCGUGAACGUGUUGGAGCUUGCAUUCAGUGCUCUGUAAAAUCUUGCAAAACAGCAUACCAUGUUACCUGUGCUUUCAAGCAUGGUCUGGAAAUGAGAGCCAUCAUUGAGGACGAUGCUGCUGAUGAUGGGGUCAAAUUACGAUCUUAUUGUCAAAAGCACAGUGUUACAAGUAAGGACAAAAAGAGCUCAGCAUCCUCAGAAGAUGAUGAGUCAAAACGUAAAAAGAGAAAAGAUAUGACAUCCGAAGAGAAAAACCAAGCUCGAGCUGCCAAGCUCCAGGAGAUUGAGGCAGAGUUUGACAAACAUGUUGCUCACACUGAUGUCAAGCAGUGCCUAGAUGUUGAUCCUGAUGGUAUUUUAUACAUCUAUAACUACUGGAAGCUGAAGCGGCGAGCUGGUGGAAAUAAACCUUUCUUGGCUCCAAAGUCAGAUGAUGUGGACCUUCUAUCCCAAAAACAAGAACAAGCUGAUCUUGACAAGAUGCGCAUGUUUGUGCAGUUGAGACAAGAUCUAGAGCGAGUACGGAACCUUUGCUACAUGGUCAGCAGAAGAGAGAAGUUAUCUCGAACAUUCUUCAGAAUGCGUGAACAAACUUUCCAUAAACAAGCUGCUGUCCUCAGUGAUCCCCAUUGUUCAUUGUCCUCUCUAGAAGUCCAAGCAGUCAUAGAGGCAAAUCAUGGGCCUUCCAUUUAUGAUCGCCUCUAUUCUCACAUCACAGCAGAUUCGUGUUCUUCUGACUUUGAAAUGAUUUUAGCUCGAAUCAGUGGCCUUGAUGUACCUGAGGAUAGUGAAAAACUUAAGACAUCAGAACUGAAUGGUUUGGUGAAGUCUUCUGGUAGACGAUCUGGUAUGGACAAUCCUUAUAAGCGAACGUACAUGAAUGGUGCUUCCAGAAGACGUAGUAGUAUAUAUAAUAGUAUGUCUAGUGGCAGUGAGACUGAUUCCGGGGCCCAACGAAGAAAAGAUUCUCGCUUAGGUUUAGAUAGCUCUGCUUCAAGUACUGAACACUCUUUGGAGCGCAAACCUUUAAGAGACAGAAAUGAAACAAAAACUGUGUCCCCCUCACCAGCAAAGUCCCCUCAUAAAAGUUCUCGUAAAAGUGCAGCUAUGUUAGGUUUAGACAGUGGUGCUUCAAGUACAGAAGAGGAGAAGUCAAGCUCUAGAAAGGGAGGAAGGUUGCGAUCACCACCAUCAAGUUCAAAAUUGAAUGAAGAAUCAACAUCUCAUUCAACUUCAUCCAAGAGUCGCCUUGUUAGCCUAGGGUUGGACAGUGACGGCUCGAGUACUGAAGAGGAAAAGCCAAAGCAUGAAGAUUCCAAGAAAUCAAGAAACCGUAAAAAACCUAAUGCAUCUUUGAAGAAAAGUGCUGAAAAAGAUAAACCAGGCAGCAAAGCAGCAACAAUGGCUAGAUUGGGUCUUGACAGCAAUGGCUCCAGCACCGAUGAUGAGAAGCCGGUGAGAAAACUAAGCACAGAUGCUUCUGCUCCAUCUAAGAGGCGCGGCCGGAAACCGCCUGUUACACCUGCUAGAGUAAGGAAGGAUACAUCAUCGGAUGAUGAAGAUGCAGUGAAAAGGAACAAAGGCUCUCAAUUGCGAAAUAAUCUGAGAAAAGUAGGCCCAGAGUCAGAUGUAAAGAUGUCUGUUAGUGAAGAUAGUGAUAAUGACCUGCUCAUCAGGUCUUCUUCUAAGACUGAUAAUAAGAAGUUUGCAGCCAUUUACUCUGACUCUGACAGCGAUGCAUCCAAAGAUGAAAGUUCUUCUAACAUGACUGCUGAUCACCACCAAAAUAUGAUGAGGACAAAAGGAGCCAUGAAAGAAUUUUCUGGCUUUGCUUCAAAAUCCGGCAACAAAUCUCCUAAGAAAUCAUCUAAAGUGAAGAGCAAGGAUGACAAAUUAGCUGAUGAUGUGUCUAAAGAUAAAGAAAAUAUUAAAUCCAAGAAGAAAGAUAAUGCACCAACUGAUCUCAUUGUACCACAGAGGCAGGCUGCUAAGAAGGCCUCAGAAAGUAUUCAGAAAGUGUCUCAAAGUAGACUAAAAGAUUUUGAUGUUGACAGAGAACUUUCAUCGAAGCAGAUUCCUUCUGAGCCAGAGAAGACGAAGUCUAAAUCCAAAGCCAAAGAGGAAGAUAAGAAAUCUAAAUCUGGUAGAGAUGGCAAAUUACCUCCUGAUAUAUAUGAGUUUGACAAAGAUCCUGAUGCAGCAGAAAUCUUGGCCUAUGUUCCCCAAAGGCAGGCAGCCAAGAAAGCAAAUGAGCACAUGAAAACUGGAAUUAAGAAGACUGAGAAAGAUGCUGCCGACUCACCUCGCAUGGAAAAGGGCAAGAAAGAGACUGAGGUAGACAAAUCAAAGAAGCAGGAUGCCAGGAAACAAGAAUCCAGAUCCAACAAGCUUUCUAAAUCAUCCUCUUCAUCAUCGUCCUCAAGUACUUCAUCUUCUUCCUCCUCGGGGUCGUCUUCUACAUCAUCUUCCAGUUCUGAGAGUGACUCUGAGAGCAGAUCAAAAUCUCCUGUGAAGAAAGAUGUUAAAUCUGAGAAGAUUUCCGAGCCUGUGUCAGAGCUCAAAAAGGUCUCUGCUAAAAAAGAGGAGCGGCCCUUUCUUGGCAAGGUGCCCAAGUCUUCCGAUAGCAGUUCCUUGGACAGCGACUCAGACUCGGACAAAGAGAAGGAUGUCAAAAAGUCUGCCUCAAGGCCAAAACUCUCUCCAAAAGAAAAGGAUGGCUCAUCCCUUCAGAUGGCGAGCAAGACGUUCAGGAAGGCGCCUGAUAAGAAGCUUAAAACUUCCGCCGGGCGGCCUGAACUCGAACUUCAGCAGCCGCCUUCUGAAAGAGAUGAACCAUUCCGAUCAAAGGAGACAGUGGGAGGAGCCCUCAGGACAGACAGUAGAGAUACAAGUGAUCGACUCCGGAGCGCUGAGGGUGGAUCAGCUGAGAGAAGAUCAGGAGGUUUAUCUGAUGUCAAAGAACCAGACACCCUCAAGGAGUCCCAACAGACCAGGGGAAGGACGCGCUCUAAGGGAGUUGAGGAGUCACCAAGAGACAGGGGAAGAAUGGGAAAACAAGAUCCAGUUGCUCAAAAAGAGCAACCAAAGCCAGGGAAGAGAAAAUCAGACGAAAGCAAAGAUUCCUCUCCCCUUAAAGAGCUUGGGUCUCCGAUCAGGAGGAACGAAACGCCGCGAAGAGGAGCCGAAAGCAGUAGUCCCUCAAAAGAGGAAAGCAAGUCCAAAUAUAGUCCAGCUGAGGUCAAGAAAGUUUCUAAGAAAAUAGAUCUUCAGUCACCAGAAAGAGAAUUUGAAAGAAGAAAAAGUACUCGAAAUGCCUCUAUUGACUCUGGCAGUAAGGUCCUGUCUGGAGACAAUUUGUCAGAGGAAUCAAAAGUGUUGCGUUCUCCUACAACUGGCUUGCGUAGCCCCUCCUUCAGAUCACCUAAAAUGGCUCCUGAAAGUACAAUCGGUCUCAAACAUGAUGAAGAAUCACUGGUUAAAACUAUGAACUCGAUUCUCACAUCCGACAAAGAUACUUCUGUGAUAACGAGAAAGAAACCUAGCCCCAAGAAAGAUGUGCAAGACAAAAAUAUUUUGGAUGUGAGCCGUGCUUCUUCAUUCUCUUCCUCUUCUUCCUCAUCUUCAACUUCAAAUGAUGAUGAAGCCAAUAAGGAUAAAUCCUCACGAUCAUUAGUCCCUCAACUAGCUGGAGAUAAGUUAUUGCCUCCAGUAGAAAUUGAUACUAAGGUUGUUGACUCAGUCCAUGACAACAUCAAACAUACUGGUCUAGACUCAAGUCUUGAUUUUGCUGUAUCAGAACCCAAGAAGAUCAGUUCUCGCAGUAAUUCUCUCAGUAGUGCACCCUAUCAACAACGUUCCAUAUUUUCCCCUCAACAGCCAAAAGACUCUGGUGUGUCUGACUUGUUUGAUUUCCAAAAUGAUUUGUAUGCUGUGGAUGAGACUGUAAAUGAUGAUGGCUUUGGCAUUCCAGCCAAUUCUGAAGACAUUAUGAGAGCGCCUCUGCAAUUUUCAUUCAGUAAUGAUCACCUUUUCAAGGAUGAUACUAAAGAAGACACCAAUAGGGAGACACAAAAUCUUUUGGACAAAUUACGUCAGAGUUAUGCUCAGAUUAAAUCUCAGCCUGGUACCUGUGAUAUGGCAGAUGCACCUGCUCUACCUCCUGAUGCUUCAUGUGAUCAAGCUGACCCUGAUAUUGAAGAAGUACCAGUGCUACCGAAAACCAUUGAAGAAGUUAAUUUGGCCGAUGAAGUUGUCAAGAGCCAAACUGUUGCACCUGAAAUUACUGCUGGUCAUCAUCUUGUGUCAUCCCACUUGGGAUUGUCAUCGAAUACCUUGGAAGUGCCAUCACUCAACAAAAUGAACAUGUCGGCUCAUGAAACUUCCAAUCAAGAGCCUUCAUUCGCCGGUUACUCCUGUGCUGUGGAGGCAAGUCUAUCCAAAGCUAUGCCUGUUAAUCAAAUCAUUGAUUCAACCAAAAAUGUCCAAGCUGAUGAGAGAUGGGUUCCUCCAAGUGGCAUUGUGUAUCCUGAUGUUCCUAAAGAAACUCAACAGCCACCUUCACUUCCGCUUGCAACAUCCCAGCAUCUCGACCUUGCCCAACUUGCACGUGAUCCAUUAGCCCUUUCCUCUCAAUCACAAAUGCUUCCUUUGGGAUCGCAGCCAAAUAUGCAGCAGCAAUCUAUCUCUCAAGAUUUGGAGAAGUCUCUCUUGCAGCAUGAACAGCAGCCUUCUGUUCCUGCAAUGGGUCAUGAUCAAUUUGAGAGCAUGGCGCAAACACCUCAUAUGGAUUCACCGCUGCCUUAUCCUGAAAUUCAUGCACAAGCUAAAUGGGCUGAUCGACAAGUUCUGCCCGUUCGCUGCAACUCCACAACUUCAGAUGACACCGAUUCCGAUGAUGAUGGCCACAAUGAUGCUGAACCCUUGCCAACACCAGAGGCUCCAGUACCUCCUUCAAGUGCAGAGCUAAUGGCUCCUUACGCAGCUCCAUCCAUGCCAUAUCCUCCAUGUCCGAUGCCAGAAGCGCCUCCUUACCAUUCUUACUCAGAGCCUGCACCUUUCGUCAAUCCAUUGUUUCCACCUAGUGGGUUUCCUGGCCCUAAUAUUUAUGCCCCUACUUACGGGGCCUUUCCCGAUCACAGUCAUGGCAUGAUGCCUGCGAUGGCGCAAAAGCUAGAAGAGCCACCACAGCAAAUGCCCGCUCCAUGCACAGCUGCUUUUACAUCCUCAUCUCACAAUAUGGCAUUCACAGCCGCAAUGGUAUCUCCGCUACCAACUGGAACUCCGACUGGAACUCCUUUACUGCCUCAAGAUCCACCACUCACUCCAGCAGCAUUCCCCACAUCGACGGCUCCUCCUACUCCGUCUCCCGUUUUGCCUCAUGAUACUCAGCCUGCUUCAACUCCAUAUUCCUCACAGACAUCUCUGGACUCCCAGACAAUCAUAUCGGCCUCAGAGAGUAGUCACCAGUUGCCUCCAGUUCCUAGUCAAAGUUCUAAAGUUGCCGCAUCAGUGGGAAAGAAAACUCCCACAAAGCCUACUCGUUCAUCCCCAAGAGUCAUUUCUCUUCAACAGAAAAGCCCAGGGAAAUCCCCAGGAAAAUCGCCACGGCAAGAGACAGCUGUUAUUAAAGCUAGUAACCAGUCUCGUGGAGGCACCUCUGUCAAAAAAGCACCUAAAGCCCCGAGACAAAGCUCACAAGGGAGAGGUCGUGGUAGAGGCAGGGGCAAAGGGCGAGGAAGCCAUCAUGGGUUUAAUGAUGAUUUUGGAAUUUGCAGUAAACUCGCUGGAACAGUGUAUGACCUGGACUUCGAUGAUGAUGAUAUGACCGAUAGUGUAGAAAAUCUUCGUGCUAUGAGAGAAAGAAGAAAGUCAACUGAUAUCCAUGAUAGGAGGGGUUCUGAAAGCUCUUAUCAAGAUUCUUCUGUGUCCCCCAAGUUUACAAGUCCUCCUCAUGUCAGCAGCAAGCAUCGUAGUACAGUUUAUCAGAGCCAAAAUCUCUCUGAGCUCCGUCCACCAACUCCACUUCAUGAUGGUCCAUCGGCAGCUGAUGAUGAUGAUGACGAUGAUGUAGCUGCUUCGCCUGAGCCAGAAGAAACUCCUGAAGUUAACCAACUACAAAACUUCAAUGAAUGUGUUCUUCCAGGUCCAGUAGAUAUGAGAACUUACAAUUCAUUUGAAGUACAACAAACUCCAGCGCAAACCGCACCAUUCAAUAAUCUGCUUGGGUCCUUAUCAGCUGAACAACAAGAGCCGGACAUUGCUGAAGACAUUGAGAAAGAAAUUCAAGCUGCUGACAAAGAGAAAGAGAAGCAGAUUGAAGAACCCAGAGUUUGUUUGCCAGAGUCCCGCCAACAACUUAAGAUGAAAAUCAAAGGACCUUUCCUUGAUCCAAACUAUGCUGCAGCUGCACCAACAGUUACCCCAAUGUCUCAACAACAGCAACCUGCAAUGCCAGCAGUGGCUCCCCUUGACUCUGUGCAAGGUCCUGGUAUGGCACCUGGGUCUGGUAUGUCUUCUGCCUCAGCUUCUGGAACAUCAAACCUGAGAAGAAUGCGUAAGAAGGAGUUGUUACGUCAGUACUGUUCUCAGGAUAUGAAUAUGGAUGAUGCAAGUGCCCAGGCCAUGCCUGGUCAUGCAGUCCAGCCAACUCCACCUGUCAGCCGCAAUGUAAUUUCCAUCCCCAAGGCUGUCGCUUCAAUGACCACCAUUCCAACUCGUGAAGACUACAGGGCAGUUGUUGAUGCUAACAUGGAAAAGAAGAGGAAAAAAGAUAAGACCCCUACUCUUUCUAUUUCAUAUGCGGGGAAAAACACCACAGAUGCUCCUGAGUACGAAGAUUCGGAGGAGUUCCCUGAGCGAAGACGUAGUGUCGGUUCAAACGGUAGCAAUAAUUCAUUCCCCUCUGGUGAUGCAUCUCAGCCCCUGAAGAGAAGAGGCCGUGCCCCUAAAAAUCCCAGUGUACCUCCGGCUGCGGCAGAGGUUGCAACAACACCUAAAUUGAAAAUUAAAAUUGGGGCCAACACUGCAGAAGUGGCUUUAUCAAAUCCUGCUACGGAGAAGAAGAACUUAAGGAUAAGACCUCCUAAGAAACGACAGCAAGCUGCCGCACCAUGUUUGGAAAAGCUUUUCGCCGAGAAUAUGAAGUAUAGAAAGGAAAUAAUGAAAGCCUUUGGGGGUGGUGAAGAUGACCGGGAAGAACCAGAAGUUGUUGCUCCAGUUGCUAAAAAGAAAAAGAAGAAGAAGAAAAAUUCUAGAUCAUCGUCCCCUUCUCCAUCACCCGCUAUACCCAAAGUUGAAGUUAUUACGAACGAGGUGGCAGCUCCCAAACUCAUCAUUCGCUUUGGCGGCAAAGGUAACACCAGUUCCAACAGCACUAGUGGUGGAAAUGCGCCAAAUGCAUCUGUUGCUCCUUCAGAUGUAGGGACACCGACUCAAGAGAGGACAGCUGAAGGCCAAGAUAAAAAUGCAAGUGAUAGUAUUUUGGAAAGAUUGCCACUGCUUCCUGAAAAUCAACCCUCUGGAGAAACAAAUGCAAGCCAAGAUUUACAGCAAGCACCUGGUGUUGGCACCGAUCCUGACAAGAGCCAAGGCGGUGAUGCCUCUGCCUUGAGAAAAGUACGGACUUCCAAAUCAGCAACCAUCCCUAAAUUAAAACUAAAACUAGCCCGGUGUGAGGAGGGGUAUGUGAGAAAAGCUUGUGCAGAAACUGUAUCAAACCCUGACGAGCGUGCAAGUGAAGUGGUGCCGCCUACUGAAAAUGUUCAUAAUAUGACUGAUAUGAAUUCUUUGCCCCUCAGUCAAGAUUGUGAAGUUAGAUGAUAGUGGUGGAUUAUAUUAGUCUCAUUUAAGUUAAUUCUGAAAUAGAUCUGAUAUCGCCGAUGUUAGUUAAAGUUGAAAUGUAUCUUGAUAGAAAUUACAGUUUGGUGCCAAGCUUUCUAUGCUGCUAAUCCUACUAACCCUUUUUUUUUCUAUUAGCUGUUUUUUAAAAUUAUGAUUGACCUCUAAGAGCUUUAUGUGACUCUUCUUAAUGAAUUAGCGUACGUGUAGCAGUUUUAUCUAAUUAAUUGUCAUGUCUUGUCUAUUUGUGUGUAAAAUUAGAUCAGCCCAAAUUCAGCCUUAGUAAUUGCAAUACUGCUAAUCAGUCACAUUAGAAUUGUUUUAACAUUGGUAGAUUUUUCAUCUUCAUCUAUGUUAUUUUUUUUUUUGACAAGUAUGUACUUUAAUCUGUAAAACAACUUACGUAAUCAGUAUCUGCUCCACCAAAAGCUACAUAUCUUUUAUCUGUUGACAGUCUGUUCUUACCUGGUUUAUUUGUAGUCUGCUUUUUUUACUUGUGUUCUUUUUUUAACUGAUCUAAUGAAGUAUUUCUGGACGCUUUUACUGUUGCAGUCAGUGCUUUUAUUGUUAAGAACAGAUUAGAAAGUUGUUCAUUAAUUUUUUAAUAGUUUACAAAGGGGGGAAAAACAAAAAAAAAAUUACUGUAUGGAGAUAUUAUUUAGGAAAUUGGAUUCAAGGUUCAAAGACAAUCAGAUUUUCUUGUUGUAAUCAUUGUCUUAAGUAAUCAUUAUUCUAAAAUUGAAUUGUAUUUCUUAGUCACAAUUAAUGUAUUGAUCAGAUCAAAACUCCUGUAAGGUUUUAAUAAUUUUUUUAAAAGCAGCAGCUUUAUUUACAAAAAUACUAGAGAAUUUUCCUCUUUUUUUUGUUUGUGGUUUGUAUGUUGGAUUAUCUAUGCUGGUGCUUUGAAAGAUGAAUUUCUUCACAAUUUGAUUCUCUCCUGUGCUUGAGGAUAGAGUUGACUUCGUGUUGGCCCUUGUUACAUCAUCUUUUCUCAUCAGUGUAGGAUACCAAACAUCAUUUGGCUAUGCGUCACAAGGAUUUAGCAGUCAUGUGAAACUUGGUACCAAUGUCAUCAUUAUAUACUGUUGAUUAGUUUUUAAUAUUUGUUUGUUCCUCCUCCUCUGUCUGUUUGUAUGUGUGUAAAUAUAUGCAAUGGAGGAAGGGAUUGCUUAAGGCUGUGCAAUUCCUAACCCAUAGUCCACGUGGUGGUCAGAAGUCCUCUCUUCAAGGUCCAGCGCUCAAAACGUGCUCGGGCUUGUACAAAAUUCUAGCAGCCCCAUUAUAGGCUGUAAUUAAGUGUAAAUGAAUAUUCUAAAGGUGACUCUCAAAUUAAUUUAUAACUAUUGUUGUUACAUACGUUUGUAAGGUUGAAAAUGUUAAAAUUAAGAAACAUACUCUUGUAAUAAUAGCUUUUAUGAUGUACAUAAAUCUAGUAUUUAAUUCUCCUUUUUGUUUCCUGUAGGCUGUCUUCUUGUAAACAUGCACAGUGUAUUAUUCAUAGAAUAGAGGAACACAAGCGAUGCAAAUGAACAAACUAGUGUACAAAAAGUCAAUUACUGUUUCAUUGCAGGAGUUCUUAUUUUUGUAUAUAAUGUGUUUUGAAAGAUGGUGUAGAAUGGUAAAAUGUUUGUAAUUGUAUAAUUGAAACUUACUGAAAGUGAUGUGGCAUUGUUUGCAUCUUAUUAUGCAUUUUUUUUUUAAAGGAAAACUUAAUUGUGUUAAAGUUGGGAUCCAUAUUAAGAGCUGAAUAGACAGUUGUUUUAACAGAUCAAUAAUGGUUUAUAGUGGUCUAAUGGUUGUGAUGUUGCCAGCUUUAUUUUAAAGGACACAUGUAUACUUGUUUGCUCUCAUUGCUGUUAGUAUGUGUCCAAUGUGAAUGUAUAUGUGACAGCACAGCUCGCUGUGACCCUCUUUAUCUUUAUCAGCUAUUUUCAUUUGUGUGAUAAUACGUGUGUGAAUCAGUAGUUGUUGGAUGAUAAGUGAAUGUAUGGAUUGAGAAUUCUGCUUUAGAGAUGUUCAAAUUGAACAUCAGAAUGUUUACUUAAAUCAAUAUUAUUCACAGCUUCAUGCGGUUGCUUCAUCUCCAGCUUCUGAAUUUCUUUACUUUUUCUAUAAUUAAAAAAAUUGCUUUAAUCCAGUUCUGCUGGACUCGCUGUUCCAUGUAAGGGUCAAAUUUCACAACUUGCUUACAACAUUUUGAUAAUAAGUUUAUUGCUCUUGUUUUUUAUCUUUAUGCCAUACUUUAACCAAAGUUGCAAUAAUAGAUUUUCAUCUAAUAUCAUGUAAUUUGUGGCUGCUGUGCAGUUGAUGAUGUACUAUGUAUGGAAUGUGUGCUCUCAAUUUUAAGUGGCACUGUGUUUCCAUUACUAAUGAAUGAGUAAGCAGGUUAACAAAGACUGUUUUUUACCUGAGUUUUUGGUUUCAAUAUUGAAUCAACAUUUUUUAUGAUAUCCAGUGUUUAAACUGUUUGAGAAUACUUUUUACUAUGAACCUAAUCAAAAGCACAGAGUUAGAUUCUAAAACUCAUGUGAUAGGGGUUGUCGUAAUUGAUCACCAUGGGUCUUAAUAUGUUUGUGCAAUACUUUCCUUUUUUCUAAAUUUGAAAAAGUUACAAAACUCCUUGAUGCACUCAAUCAUUCUUAAGUCUUGUUGGAUUCCAACAUGGUGGAAUCAUGGUUUCUUGUCACCUAGCCCAUGCAUUUUCAUGAUUUGAUUUUCUUCUGGUUUUGGUGAGGUUGGAGACAACAGUAUGUGCAAAUUUUGUUCUUAUCUGUGAGAUUAUUUGAGAUUCCUUGUUAAACUGAAUUAAGUUAAACUACUUAUUAACCACACCAUGGAGACAGAUGUCCUGUUUUCCUUCUAUCUAGUGAUUUAAUGUUAUUUUAUUGGAUGUCCACAAGGUGUUGUUGACUGUUAAGUUUGGACACUUAUAAACCUGGACUAAUCAGAUACUGUAUUGACAACCCAGUUACCGUACUGUUUUAGCUUCUUCCAACCACAAUUUAAUCUUUGCUUGUGUAACUGCACACUCUCAAAGUAUGGCAUACCUAUCUAGAAAAAUCCACAAUGUAACUGAUUUGAAUAUUUAUGGAACUAGGACUCCUUCUGGGAAGACCAAGAAUAGUAUCACUAUAGCAGAAUUCCCUUGAUGGGAGAGGCCAAUAUUAGUGUUUUCUUUCUAUGAGCAUUGAUAGUCAAAACUGUUUUAGAGCUUUGCCAAAAUAAUUCUGCACCUGUUUUAUGGACACUGGUGUAUUUAUUUGUUUUCAUAUGAAUUUAGAACUUUGUAUUAACACACUGUUUUAAUUGUAAAUUUUAUUUAUGUAGGUAGGUGGCAUUUUUGAGAGCUCUUUUUUUUAUAAAUAUAUAUUUAUCGACUUUGUUUUAUGUUAAAUUGGGCCCUACAGUCUCAUUAUCGGUUAGAUCAUUGUAAACCAGGUCUGCCACUGGUAUUAGGCAUAAAGGAUGAAUUUUAAGUACAGUUUUGAAUUUACGUAAUUUAUUGUACAAACAUUUUGUUUUGUAUAGAUAUUUUGUUUUUCACCUAAUUUUAUGAAGGCAUUGUAAAUAUGUACAUGUGAAACUGUUCUUGUAAGAUAAUAGUGUUUCAAUGUGCACAUAGUAUAAUUACAAAUCUUUUUUAUAAUACAAGGGAAA
Thrips palmi is the source of this 13117-nucleotide messenger RNA. RefSeq names its product PHD finger protein rhinoceros (gene rno). Lineage: Eukaryota; Metazoa; Arthropoda; Insecta; Thysanoptera; Thripidae. Gene Ontology annotation, biological process: regulation of transcription by RNA polymerase II. The record is from RefSeq and is a predicted model, not a curated record. Bases 575 to 9442 code for a protein of 2955 amino acids. The transcript is spliced from 12 exons.